GGCCACCGCGGCCUCCGGAUAAGACUCGAUGGUGACAGAUUGAGAUGAGCAGGCCAUGGCGUACAGUGACAGUUAAACCACAGCGUAGAAGUCAAUUCCACAUAUCCUGGAGAGGGUGUAAGAGUUAGUGGUUGUUGGGCAGACAGCAAAAGGAUGUUGUUUGGGUGGGGAAGAUCGGGAGAACCGGGAGAGGCGGAGAAAACGAGUACCAAAAUACGUACAAGAAGAGAAAACUAAUAAAUAUGCAAGGAGAGGAGAGGAUGGAGAAAUUAAGGAGAGACGAAAGAGAGGAGAGGGCAAUCCAACAGCAGCCAGUACAGUUAGAAAGGGCGAGGUUGAAAGGAGAAGUCAGAAAGAGGAGGAGAAGGAAAAGGACUAAAGAAAGAGAAAGAGGAGAGAGACAGAUUCCAAUGAAGUGGGGAGGUUCCAAAAGAUUAGUUCCGGCUGCUUCGUCUCCGAAUCAUCGACCACUCACUGAGCUGGCGCUGAAACGGCCUUUUUCAUUUCCGCCCGGUCUUUCAACCUCAUUGAGUCUACGCGCCAUUCUUCUUCAUCCCAACCUUUCAGUGGCUACUGUCAUAAACCCUACCUUAUCUCUCAGCCCAUCAGCGACCGCAGCUGCUCCACGUUGGCGUUGAUUUCCUUGCCACCAGCCACCUCCGAACCAACAAACACUUAACUCU
Messenger RNA from Aspergillus vadensis CBS 113365, 683 nucleotides. RefSeq lists its product as uncharacterized. Lineage: Eukaryota; Fungi; Ascomycota; Eurotiomycetes; Eurotiales; Aspergillaceae. Bases 243 to 638 code for a protein of 131 amino acids. The record is from RefSeq and is a predicted model, not a curated record. The transcript has a single exon.